AUGACUGGUAACAGUCACAUCAAUGGCAGACAUGUCUUGGAAUUUUUCCCACAAUGCACCAUCUCCUCUCAAUCAUGGAUUUCCGGAACAACAAAAAUGAUCCGACCAAAAAUGACGCAAAGCUUCCACUACACUCGACCGACCAAGAGCUUCCACUACACUCGGCUAACCAAGAGCUUCCACUACACUCGACCGACCAAGAGCUUCCACUACACUCGACCGACCAAGAGCUUCCACUACACUCGACCGACCAAGAGCUUCCGCCACACUCGACCGACCAAGAGCUUCCACAACACUCGACCGACCAAGAGCUUCCACUACACUCGACCGACCAAGAGCGUCCACUACACUCGACCGACCAAGAGCUUCCGCUACACUCGACCGACCAAGAGCGUCCACUACACUCGACCGACCAAGAGCUUCCACAACACUCGGCCAACCAAGAGCUUCCACAACACUCGACCGACCAAGAGCUUCCGCCACACUCGACCGACCAAGAGCUUCCACUACACUCGACCGACCAAGAGCUUCCGCUACACUCGACCGACCAAGAGCGUCCACUACACUCGACCGACCAAGAGCGUCCACUACACUCGACCGACCAAGAGCUUCCGCCACACUCGACCGACCAAGAGCUUCCGCCACACUCGACCGACCAAGAGCUUCCACAACACUCGGCCAACCAAGAGCUUCCACUACACUCGACCGACCAAGAGCUUCCACAACACUCGACCGACCAAAAAGCGGAAACUUCAGCUACACUCGGCCGAUCAAGAACACCCAUUGCUACAUUCGCCACACUAA
Messenger RNA from Pecten maximus, 804 nucleotides. RefSeq names its product balbiani ring protein 2-like. The coding region runs from base 1 to 804 and encodes 267 amino acids. The transcript has 2 exons. NCBI's taxonomy places the organism in Eukaryota, Metazoa, Mollusca, Bivalvia, Pectinida, Pectinidae. The record is from RefSeq and is a predicted model, not a curated record.